AUGGCUUUUGUUCGCCUAACAGAUCCAACCCUGUCGCAAAAUGUUCAAAUAAUAGCUUUUGCAAAAAAUGACUCGUUUGAGAAGCUGAAGUCAAUUGAAGCAAAUAGCCCGGUGGUCGUUCAAGGGGUAGUCCAGCAAAAACAAGCUAGUUCCAAGGAGAAGACAGCCGCAGAGCAAGAUGAAGCCAAGACUGACUGUGUAGAGAUAUCUCUGGAGGAUAUACAUCCUCUUAAUGAGUUUCCCAAGGAUAUAAUCAUGACCUCUGAUACAGUUUUCCCCGCGGAGAAGAGGCAUUUGCAGAUCCGAACUGAUAGCAAGCUUCGUGAUGCACUACUAUUCCGUGCACGAGCCAGGAAUGUCCUGCGAGAGGUAUUAGAGGAGUGCCAACUACCAUUUGUAGAAAUCGAAACACCUCUGCUUUUCAAAUCUACCCCUGAAGGAGCAAGAGAAUUUUUAGUUCCCACACGAAGGCGUGGGAUGGCAUACGCACUCCCACAAAGCCCGCAACAAUACAAACAAAUACUCAUGGCUAGCGGCAUCCCGAGGUAUUACCAAUUUGCGCGUUGCUUCAGGGAUGAGGACCUACGAGCAGAUAGACAGCCAGAAUUUACGCAGCUCGAUCUAGAAAUGUCAUUUGCAACCGGAGAAGAUGUGAUGGCGAUAAUCGAAGCUGCUGUGAAAAGGCUAUGGUCUUCAUUGAUGUCAGAACCAUUACCCUCGGGGAGCUUCCCGAGACUGUCCUAUGGAGAUGCCAUGGCCAAAUAUGGAUCAGACAAGCCAGAUGUACGAAUCGGGAUGGAGAUCAAGCGGAUUGAACACAUGAUUCCGGUUGACCUCGUCAGUAAAAUAAGCCCCCUGCAUAAUCCCAUCGUUGAAGCCAUCAAACUCGAAGGAAACGAGAACCCAGAGGAAAUGCGUAAAUUCCUUAAUUCAUUCAUGGACUCCCCUGAAGCGAGUAACUUUCAUAAAAAUCCAGAAGGUGGACCUGGCGCCUUCGUUUACGACUCUCGAAAACCCCUCUCUGGACUUCAGCCGUUUGGGUUUGAAGCAACAUGGGUUCUCGAGCAAGAACUGGAUCUGAAGGAUGGUGAUCUACUCAUUAUCCAAGCUCGCAAAAACGCCCCUUUCUCCGGAGGUUCGACUCCGCUAGGCGAUCUUCGCCGGGAAAUCCACAAAGCAGCCGUGGGAGCCACCCUCAUAUCCUCCCCUACAGGCUUCCACUUCCUCUGGGUCAGAGACUUUCCCCUGUUUUCCCCCAUCACCGACUCGGAACCAGGCCAAGGAGGCGCUGCCGGAAUCGCAUCUACGCACCACCCUUUUACUGCACCGCUCCGCAAGUCAGAUGUAUCCCUUCUUCUCACAGACCCAACGAAAGUAAUCGCAGACCACUAUGACCUGGUCGUCAAUGGCGUCGAACUCGGCGGUGGAAGCCGCCGUAUUCACUCUGCAGCUGUCCAGGAAUUCAUACUUCGCGACAUACUUAAAAUGCCCGCAGACAGACUUGCGGACUUCUCGCACUUGCUUGAGGCGCUGAGAGCCGGAUGCCCCCCACAUGCGGGUAUCGCGCUUGGUUUCGAUAGGCUAGUGGCAGUCAUGCUGGGCAAGGAAAGUUUGCGGGAUGUAAUUGCGUUCCCGAAGUCUGGCAAGGGAGAGGAUUUGCUGGUGAAGUGUCCGAGUGAAAUGACCGAGGAGUCAUUGAGGACCUACCAUCUUCAGCUGAGGGAUGACGUUGUUUGA
Messenger RNA from Histoplasma capsulatum G186AR, 1737 nucleotides. Its product is annotated as aspartyl-tRNA synthetase. NCBI's taxonomy places the organism in Eukaryota, Fungi, Ascomycota, Eurotiomycetes, Onygenales, Ajellomycetaceae. The transcript has 2 exons. Gene Ontology annotation, biological process: aspartyl-tRNA aminoacylation. The coding region runs from base 1 to 1737 and encodes 578 amino acids. Gene Ontology annotation, cellular component: cytoplasm; mitochondrion. Gene Ontology annotation, molecular function: ATP binding; aspartate-tRNA ligase activity. The record is from RefSeq and is a predicted model, not a curated record.